AUGACUAAAAGAUAUAUGGAUGCAAUGUCUUUAGUUCAGAGAUAUGACAAACCAGAUGUGUUUUUGACAAUGACAUGUAAUCCAAAUUGGCCUGAAAUAAAAUGUGAAUUGAAACAUAGUGAUGAAAUACAGAAUAGGCCAGAUUUAUUAGUACGGAUAUUUCGUGCCAAGUUUGAGGAAUUGAAGACAGAUUUGGUUAAGAGAAAGUUGUUGGGUCCUAUUGCUGCAUAUGUUUAUGUUAUUGAAUUUCAGAAAAGAGGAUUACCUCACGCUCAUUUUCUCCUUAUGUUUAAACGAAAUUCUAAGAUCCGAAACUCUAUACAAGUCGAUGAAAUUGUCUCAUCAGAAAUACCAGACAAGAAAAAUUACCCUUACCUACGUGUUACUGUUGUAAAACAUAUGAUGCAUGGUCCUUGUGAGAAUUUGAAUCCUAAGAAUGUUUGCUGUGUAGCUGUCAAAUAUUGCGUGAUGGUUAGUACGAAUACAAUUGGUGAAGUUGAUAUUUAG
Messenger RNA from Olea europaea var. sylvestris, 507 nucleotides. RefSeq lists its product as uncharacterized. Lineage: Eukaryota; Viridiplantae; Streptophyta; Magnoliopsida; Lamiales; Oleaceae. The record is from RefSeq and is a predicted model, not a curated record. The coding region runs from base 1 to 507 and encodes 168 amino acids. The transcript has 2 exons.